Molecule: messenger RNA, 9907 nt
Organism: Zalophus californianus (California sea lion)
Lineage: Eukaryota; Metazoa; Chordata; Mammalia; Carnivora; Otariidae
Gene: UNC13A
Product: unc-13 homolog A
Exons: 45
Coding region: 137-5344 (1735 amino acids)
Biological process (GO): dense core granule priming; presynaptic dense core vesicle exocytosis; synaptic transmission, glutamatergic
Cellular component (GO): terminal bouton; neuromuscular junction; plasma membrane
Molecular function (GO): phospholipid binding; syntaxin-1 binding; calcium ion binding
Source: RefSeq, a predicted model, not a curated record
UGCUGAACCAAGAUGGCCGGCGGCGGAGGCCGGGCCCCGGCGUGAGCUGAGCGCCGGCUGCAGUCCCGGCCAUGCCCUAGCCCAGUGGUCGCUAAGCUCUACCUGACAGAGCCGGCCCGCCGGCGACCCCGGAGACAUGUCUCUACUUUGCGUUGGAGUCAAAAAAGCCAAGUUUGAUGGUGCCCAAGAGAAAUUCAACACGUACGUGACCUUGAAGGUUCAAAAUGUCAAGAGCACGACCAUCGCUGUGCGGGGCAGCCAGCCCAGCUGGGAGCAGGAUUUCAUGUUCGAGAUUAACCGCCUGGAUUUGGGGCUGACAGUGGAGGUGUGGAACAAGGGUCUCAUCUGGGACACAAUGGUGGGCACUGUGUGGAUUCCCCUGCGGACCAUCCGCCAGUCCAACGAAGAGGGCCCUGGAGAGUGGCUGACACUGGACUCUCAGGUCAUCAUGGCAGACAGUGAAAUCUGCGGCACCAAGGACCCCACCUUCCACCGCAUCCUCCUUGACACCCGCUUCGAGUUGCCUUUAGACAUUCCCGAGGAGGAGGCGCGCUAUUGGGCCAAGAAGCUGGAGCAGCUGAAUGCCAUGCGGGACCAGGAUGAGUAUUCAUUCCAAGAUGAACAAGACAAGCCUCUCCCUGUCCCCAGCAACCAGUGUUGCAACUGGAAUUAUUUUGGCUGGGGUGAGCAGCAGAAUGAUGACCCUGACAGUGCAGUGGACGAUCGUGACAGUGACUAUCGCAGCGAGACAAGCAACAGCAUCCCACCACCUUAUUACACUACAUCCCAGCCCAAUGCCUCAGUCCACCAGUAUUCUGUCCGUCCACCACCCCUGGGUUCCCGGGAAUCCUACAGUGACUCCAUGCACAGUUAUGAGGAGUUCUCUGAGCCACGGGCCCUCAGCCCCACCGGCAGUAGCCGCUAUGCCUCCUCGGGGGAACUGAGCCAGGGCAGCUCACAGCUGAGCGAGGACUUCGACCCAGACGAGCAGAGUCUGCAGGGCUCCGAGCUGGAGGACGAGCGGGACCGGGACUCCUACCACUCCUGCCACAGCUCGGUCAGCUACCACAAGGACUCGCCGCGCUGGGACCAGGAUGAGGAGGAGCUGGAUGAAGAACUGGACGAGGAGCUGGAUGAGGACCUGGAGGACUUCCUGGAGGAGGAGGAGGAGGAGGAGCUGCCUGAGGAUGAGGAGGAGCUGGAGGAGGAGGAGGAGGAGGAGGAGGUGCCUGAUGACAUCGGUAGCUACACCCAGCGUGAAGAGGUGGCCGUGGCUGAGCCCAAAGACUUUAAGCGUGUCAGCCUCCCACCGGCCGCAUCUGAGAAGGAGGAAAAGGCUCCGGCUGUACCUGCUGAGGCCCACGACGUGGCCAAGGCAGCCCUUGAGCCGGCUUCGCCAGAGGAGGUGCCCACCGCUGAGCCGGCACCUGAGCCGGAACCCCCCAAGUCUGAGGAGAGUUUCAGGCGACGAGAGGAUGAGGAAGGCCAGGAGGGUCAGGACUCCAUGUCCCGGGCCAAGGCCAACUGGCUUCGAGCCUUCAACAAAGUGCGGCUGCAGCUUCAGGAGGCCCGAGGAGAAGGAGAGAUGUCUAAAUCCCUGUGGUUCAAGGGCGGCCCUGGAGGUGGCCUCAUCAUCAUUGACAGCAUGCCAGACAUCCGCAAGAGGAAGCCCAUUCCACUCGUGAGCGACCUGGCCAUGUCCCUGGUCCAGUCCAGAAAAGCAGGCAUCACCUCGGCCUUGGCCUCCAGCACUUUGAACAACGAGGAGUUGAAAAACCACGUUUACAAGAAGACCCUACAAGCCUUAAUCUAUCCCAUCUCCUGCACGACGCCGCACAACUUCGAGGUGUGGACGGCCACCACGCCCACCUACUGCUACGAGUGCGAGGGGCUGCUGUGGGGCAUCGCGCGGCAAGGCAUGCGCUGCACCGAGUGCGGUGUCAAGUGCCACGAGAAGUGCCAGGACCUGCUCAACGCAGAUUGCCUGCAGCGCGCUGCAGAGAAAAGCUCCAAGCACGGGGCGGAGGACCGGACGCAGAACAUCAUCAUGGUGCUCAAGGACCGCAUGAAGAUCCGGGAGCGCAACAAACCUGAGAUCUUCGAGCUCAUCCAGGAGAUCUUCGCCGUGACCAAGACCGCGCAUACGCAGCAGAUGAAGGCGGUCAAGCAGAGCGUGCUGGACGGCACAUCCAAGUGGUCGGCCAAGAUCAGCAUCACUGUGGUCUGUGCCCAGGGCUUGCAGGCGAAGGACAAGACAGGAUCCAGUGACCCCUAUGUCACUGUCCAGGUUGGGAAGACCAAGAAACGGACAAAAACCAUCUAUGGGAACCUGAACCCUGUGUGGGAGGAGAACUUCCACUUUGAAUGUCACAACUCCUCAGACCGAAUCAAGGUGCGUGUCUGGGAUGAGGAUGAUGACAUCAAAUCCCGUGUGAAGCAGCGGUUUAAGAGGGAAUCUGAUGACUUCCUGGGACAGACGAUCAUCGAGGUGCGGACACUCAGCGGCGAGAUGGACGUGUGGUACAACCUGGACAAGCGGACUGACAAAUCCGCUGUAUCAGGUGCCAUCCGGCUACACAUCAGUGUGGAGAUCAAAGGCGAGGAAAAGGUGGCGCCCUACCAUGUCCAGUACACGUGUCUGCAUGAGAACCUGUUCCACUUCGUGACAGAUGUGCAGAACAAUGGGGUUGUGAAGAUCCCAGAUGCCAAGGGUGAUGACGCCUGGAAGGUUUACUAUGAUGAGACAGCCCAGGAAAUUGUGGAUGAAUUUGCCAUGCGAUAUGGCGUAGAGUCCAUCUACCAAGCCAUGACCCACUUUGCCUGCCUCUCCUCCAAGUACAUGUGUCCUGGGGUGCCCGCCGUCAUGAGCACCCUGCUCGCCAACAUCAAUGCCUACUAUGCGCACACCACCGCCUCCACCAACGUGUCCGCAUCUGACCGCUUUGCUGCCUCCAACUUUGGGAAAGAGCGCUUUGUCAAGCUCCUGGACCAGCUGCACAACUCCUUGCGGAUCGACCUCUCCAUGUAUCGGAACAACUUCCCAGCCAGCAGCCCAGAGAGACUCCAGGACCUCAAAUCCACUGUGGACCUUCUCACCAGCAUCACCUUCUUUCGGAUGAAGGUACAAGAACUCCAGAGCCCACCCCGAGCCAGCCAGGUGGUGAAAGACUGUGUGAAAGCCUGCCUCAACUCUACUUAUGAGUACAUCUUCAACAACUGUCAUGAACUCUAUAGUCGGGAGUACCAGACAGACCCGGCCAAGAAGGGAGAAGUUCCCCCAGAAGAACAGGGACCCAGCAUCAAGAACCUUGACUUCUGGUCCAAGCUGAUUACUCUCAUAGUGUCCAUCAUUGAGGAAGACAAAAAUUCCUACACUCCCUGCCUCAACCAGUUUCCCCAGGAGCUGAAUGUGGGCAAAAUCAGUGCCGAAGUGAUGUGGAACCUGUUUGCCCAGGACAUGAAGUAUGCCAUGGAGGAGCAUGACAAGCAUCGCCUGUGCAAGAGCGCUGACUACAUGAACCUACACUUCAAGGUCAAGUGGCUGUACAAUGAGUAUGUGGCAGAGCUUCCUGCCUUCAAGGACCGCGUGCCUGAAUACCCUGCGUGGUUUGAGCCCUUUGUCAUCCAAUGGUUGGACGAGAAUGAGGAAGUGUCCCGGGAUUUCCUGCACGGGGCCCUGGAACGAGACAAGAAGGAUGGGUUCCAGCAGACCUCAGAGCAUGCCCUAUUCUCCUGCUCCGUGGUGGACGUCUUCUCCCAGCUCAACCAGAGCUUUGAAAUCAUCAAGAAACUCGAGUGCCCUGACCCCCAGAUCGUGGGGCACUAUAUGAGGCGAUUUGCCAAGACCAUCAGUAAUGUGCUCCUCCAGUAUGCAGACAUCAUCUCAAAGGACUUCGCCUCCUACUGCUCCAAGGAGAAGGAGAAAGUGCCCUGCAUCCUCAUGAACAACACUCAGCAGCUCCGAGUGCAGCUAGAGAAGAUGUUCGAAGCCAUGGGAGGGAAGGAGCUGGAUGCUGAGGCCAGUGACAUCUUGAAGGAGCUCCAGGUGAAACUCAACAAUGUCUUGGACGAGCUCAGCCGGGUGUUUGCUACCAGCUUCCAGCCACACAUCGAGGAGUGCGUCAAGCAGAUGGGCGACAUCCUCAGCCAGGUGAAGGGAACUGGCAAUGUGCCAGCCAGUGCCUGCAGCAGCGUGGCCCAGGAUGCUGACAAUGUGCUGCAACCCAUCAUGGACCUGCUGGACAGCAACCUGACUCUCUUUGCCAAAAUCUGUGAGAAGACGGUGCUGAAGAGGGUGCUAAAGGAGUUAUGGAAGCUGGUCAUGAACACCAUGGAGAAGACCAUCGUCCUGCCACCCCUCACUGACCAGACGAUGAUCGGCACCCUCUUGAGAAAACAUGGCAAGGGAUUAGAAAAGGGCAGGGUGAAAUUGCCAAGCCACUCAGAUGGAACCCAGAUGAUCUUCAAUGCAGCCAAAGAGCUGGGUCAGCUGUCUAAACUCAAGGACCACAUGGUACGAGAAGAAGCCAAGAGUUUGACCCCAAAGCAGUGUGCAGUAGUCGAACUGGCCCUGGACACCAUCAAGCAAUACUUCCACGCAGGUGGCGUGGGCCUCAAGAAGACCUUCCUGGAGAAGAGCCCAGACCUGCAGUCCCUGCGCUAUGCCCUGUCCCUCUACACGCAGGCCACGGACCUGCUCAUCAAGACCUUCGUGCAGACGCAAGCGGCCCAGGUCCAUGGUGGAAAAGGGACUAGGUUUACCCUUAGUGAAGACAUUUAUCCUGAGAAGGGCUCGGGUGUGGAAGACCCUGUGGGUGAAGUUUCAGUCCACGUUGAGCUCUUCACUCAUCCAGGAACUGGGGAACACAAGGUCACUGUGAAAGUCGUGGCUGCCAAUGACCUCAAGUGGCAGACUUCUGGCAUUUUCCGGCCAUUCAUCGAGGUCAACAUCAUUGGGCCCCAGCUCAGUGACAAGAAACGGAAGUUUGCAACCAAAUCCAAGAACAACAGCUGGGCCCCCAAGUACAACGAGAGCUUCCAGUUCACGCUGAGCGCCGACGCGGGCCCGGAGUGCUACGAGCUGCAGGUGUGUGUCAAGGACUACUGCUUCGCGCGCGAGGACCGCACGGUGGGGCUGGCCGUACUGCAGCUGCGGGAGCUGGCCCAGCGCGGGAGCGCUGCCUGCUGGCUGCCACUGGGCCGCCGCAUCCAUAUGGACGACACGGGCCUCACGGUGCUGCGCAUCCUGUCACAGCGCAGCAAUGACGAGGUGGCCAAGGAGUUCGUCAAGCUCAAGUCGGACACGCGCUCCGCGGAGGAGGGCGGUGCCGCGCCUGCGCCCUAGCGCGGGGUACGCGGGCGGGCAGCACUGCGCCUGCGCACGGGGCGGGGCGACGUCUGCGCGCUGGGACUUCCCAGAGGGCGAGUAUCCGGGCUCUGUGCAGAGGGCUGGCUGCGCCUGCGCCCUUGACUUAGCUCGCCCCUCUAGGGAAUUGUGAACGGACGACGCCCCGCCCCCUCAAGAGGCCACGCCCUAGGGCUCAAUGAAGGAAGAAGCCACAUCCCUUACUAGAAGCCAAGUCCCCUGCGCCUAGGAGACAUUUCGAGCUGGGUUGGGAGGAAGUCCCGCCCCCUAUGGAGGAGGCCAGAUCCUGGGGCUCUGGUACGGGGAGGCCCUGCCUCCUGUCCCCUGGAAAAGCCAUAAGAUGGGUCCCCAAGCCCUGGGGCCCAAGACCAAUUGCCAAGUAUGGAACUCUCAGCUUCCUCGAGGGGCGGGCCCUGGGCAAGGGGCAGGGCUUCCUGGAGGGCCCCCUGGGGUGGCCUAGGGGUUGGAGGCACUAGGAUGCUUGUUGGAGGGCCCAGAUUGGACCAGAGUGUCUUCUCGUGUUAGUGCAAAAAAUAAACGGGGAGGGAGGGGAGGAUGGGAUUUCAAAAGCACAUGCGCUCUCGGGCGCCCAAACCCUGGGGGCCAAGUGGACGGCUCUGAAGCACCCGCGCUGCCCCCACUUCCCUAUGGGGGUUUGCCUCUCCUUUUCCCCCAACAUACCCCAUCCUCAUAUAGAGUUCAACCCACCCAUUUAACAGAUGGCAAGACUGAGACCCAGAGAGUUGCUUGAGACUUUGCUGAAGGUCCCAGUGCCACACCCUCUCCCCACUCCCUUUGGCCUGUGUGCCCCAUCUAAGGGUGGGCUGAGAUCGGAUGACCCGACACAGCUCCCCAUUGCUGCUAACCCCUUCUCAGGGGAACUCCCCCAACCCUUACAAGGGAUGGGGGUUCUGGGCCAAGGCCCCCACUGCCCCUCUCCCAUGUCUGGCUGCCAAGCAAAACCCCUGCCCUCUGCCCUUUGCACUGGGAACCUCUGGGGAGAUUCCCUGAGAACUCUAGAUCUCCCACCAAGAAAAGAGUGAGGAUUUGUGAUUCUCUGGACCCAGGCACACCCUGAACCCCUUCUUCCUCUUCCAGGACUCUCCAGGCAGGCAAGAAAGAGACCAGAAACUCUAGGUGUGUGUAUAUGGGUGUGUGUGUAAAUAUACAAACAUGUUUGGAGCUUAGUCUCCAAAAUCUCAUUCAUUCAUUCAAACACCAGAGGUGGGGCCUCUACCUGCCUGAAGCUCUUCCUCCAGGAGGUGAUAGUGGGGCAAUCUGCCAGAGUCAAGUUUCCCCAUUGUAGUUCAUGCAGGCAGAACGUUUUGGGAAAGUUUGUCCUGGCUUGUCUUUGCCCAGAAUCUGCUUGUCCGUGUUGGAUGGGUGCUUUUGUGCCAUUUUUUUUUCCUUGCCGGACUGACAAGUACAGGAUUCUCUUGUAUUAGAAAGAAAUUAAAACAGGGGCCAGGUGAGGAACAGCUGGGCUCCUGGAGUGGUGGGGGCUGUGUCAGACAGCACAGUGAGGGAGGGCUUUCUGAGGAGGUGAAAAAGAAGGAACCACCCGUUAGAGAGAAAAAGCUCCAGGUGGAGGGAUCAGUAGGUGCAAAGGCUGAGGUAGGCAGGCUUGAAGCGUAGCGAGGUCAAAGUGGCUGACGGGGACAACAGGGAGGAGUUGUUGAUGUUGGGGAGACCUGCAGAGAUGUCAGAUCAGGCAGGGCCUUGUAUGCUGCCCUGGGGAGUUUUUAUUUUACGCUAAGAGACUUGGGGAAACCCCAGGAGAUUUUAAAGCUGAGGAGAGUCUGAAGGUCAGAUUUCAAAAUCUCCCUCUGGCCACCUCAUGGAGAAAGGACCAGUGCAGUUUGGGGGAGAGACAAAGUGCUUUUGGGACACUGAAAUUAAUUCCUGGAAAGAUUUUGGAGCAGUACGUUAAAAAGAAAAACCUGCCCCUUAGAUGAUCCCUGGGCCACACUGGGUAGAGUUGUCCCCAUUGUGCACUGCCCAAAGGUUUGGCAUUUCUAGGGAGGCCAUGUGCAAAUCCUAGGCAUUGAGAGUUGUAUGUUUAUAUUGACGGUUUCCUGGCAGGUGAACAAGUCUGGAAGAAAUGGCACUAUUUUCUCAGUUACCUGCAGGUACUCUAUGUCCCUUGAAUUUAGACAGGUUCAGGUGCCUGAAGGUUCUGAACCAGAGACUAAGAUGCAAGUUCUGCUACAGGAUGGUGGGGGAGGGGGCAGGGCCCAGGGGCAGGCUGGGAGGUGGCAAAGAGGGAGCCUAGAAUCUCUAUCACAUGGACCGAGAGGGAGAUUUUAAAUUAGACCAUCCAAGGAGUAGGUGGGAGUGAGGUGGAUAGAUGAUUUGGGUUGAGAACACCAGCAACACCCAAAGGGAGGUAAUAUGACCGGGGGUGAGCCCUGAAAGAUUUAUGGAUGACCAGCAGGGAAAGGGGGAGCUGAGCUUCUGCCUGAGAGAGCCAACUUAUUUUCCAAAAGAGUCCUUGGGAGUCUCUGGUCAAGGCCUGCCAGUGUGUGUGAGUGAGUGUGUGUGUGUGUGUGUGUGUGUGUGUGUGUGUGUGUGUGUGUGUGUGUAUAAAGUUCCCCAGCGCCGGUCCAGGCACAUGGAGGGAGCUUCAGGGAGUAUUUGUUGAAUGACUUUUUCUGACUCCCAGGCUAGAACUGUUUUGGAAAUUUACUCCAUCUUCUUUCCCCCAGAGAACUCCUAUUUAUCCCUCAAAACCUAUCACAAAUAUCCUCUCCUGUAGAAAACUCUCCCUACUCCUCCUCAGGACUUCCCCAGCUUCUGUCCCUCCCUUCUGUCCCUGAUGCCAGGGGGCUGGGGGGGUGUGUGUCUGUGACAGGCUCUGUUUCCCCCAGACUGGGGUCUGAGGCCUCUUGAUAGCCCCAAGUUCACCGAGCACAGACGGGGCACAGGGGGAUGACAGGGAGGGUAUGCCUAGUAGAAUUAUGUCUUGGGGUGCGGGGUCCACAUGCCUGUCUAUCCAUGUCUGUCCAUACCAACCUUCCCCUCCCACAUAGACCUGGGCACACAGAAGGUGUUCCAGCCAGACUGUGGCUGAGUCACAGGACACAGAGUGGAGAGAGGACAAGAGCAGACAAGGAGGAGACAGGAAAGGAGUCUCAGGGCCUGGAAGCCUUUGGAACUAGGAAGUUCCUGUAUUGGAACAAGGCUCAGAGAGGAGCAGCGUUUUCCCCAAGGCCACUCACCACCUCACCUGGGGUGCCCGAAGUUCUGAGCCCUGGUGGGGUCUCCGGGUUGUAUUUGGACCUCAUUUCAUGCCAGGAACUGGCCCUAGAUUUCCACGGUUCAGGGAAAGGAUAAAGUAGGGUUGGCCCAUGGGGGUGGGGGAGUGUGACAUUGAGGGGCAUCUUGGACAGAGCCGAUCCCUUCUCCUUGCACCCCCACCUCUCAAGAGGGACAGUGUCCCAGAGUAAGGAGACAAAGACAGAAGAAGAGGGAAGGAUGGAGAGAGAGAGAGAAAGGGAGAAAUUGGGAGGGUGAGAUCAUGCCCAGAGAGACUUUGAGGGUCUCUGGGGGGGGGGGCGGGAAUACAGAGCGAUCUUGAGAUGAAGAGAGACUCAGAGGUGGGGAGAAAAGUUGGGGAUCUAGAAGGAAGAGGAAUCCACUGUUCUCUCUGGCUCUCACCAGUCCAUCCUGGAAGGAUUUAUGUAGAACGAGCAGGUGCCUGGCCUCGACCCGCAAUCCCUCUUGGGCUCCAGAGCCUGAAACCUCACCGUGCCCCCAUCAGAGAUGCAAAAAACUUAACACCCAACUAGAAAUCUUUGGGACCUCAGAGACCUUUCUGUCCCCCACACCCUGCGCUGUUCAUUUUGCAGAUGGGGACACCGAGGGGUGGGACAGUGCAGGGCCAGCCCAGAGUCGCCCCUAAGCUCUGCUGCCCCAGUGGAGCAGGAGGGGAACUCGCUGGGGGUUUGGUUCGGGUCAUGACACCGUCUGCCCCCUGAACAUCUUUUCCUAAGAAUUGUCAAGGACCAAAGUUGUCUUCGCUGACACGUAUUGCUUUUCUAUUUGCCUUUUAUUUUUUUUUAAAGAGAGAAAUCAAGUUGACGGUGUUGAGUAAGACCUCCCCCAUUCCCCGAGCCCCGCCUAACCACAGUGGCUCUCUUGAGGCACAGGUCACAGGCGGAGGGUCCCCGCUGCCAACCCCCUGUGCAUCCCAGGCCAAACAGCCAGGGGGACUCACAUUUCACCCCUGGCCCCGGCCCCCUGAGACCCCCAAACCCGGCCACGCAGUUCAGGGAGGUUCUUCCUCCACACACCUUCUCUUAGCAUGUGAUUGCAAAUGUGAAAUCAAAAUGCUCUUCGUUUGUUUGUUUUAAUUCCAUCCCGUUGGUCUGGCAUCUGCACAGAUGCCCCCAUUUCUCUGUAAAUAUGUGACUUGGAACAAAUGUUUAAAACCAACGAGAAGUGGUCAUGAAUGCAUGGUGUUGAGAUGUUUUGCACUAUUCCGACUUUUUGGUCUCUGUAAAAAUAUUUUAUUAACAGCAGACAUUAAAAAAAGAAAAAGCA